Messenger RNA from Moneuplotes crassus, 549 nucleotides. Lineage: Eukaryota; Ciliophora; Spirotrichea; Euplotida; Euplotidae. The record is from the annotation of a GenBank genome assembly.
UUUAAAAAUAGAAUCAAUCUCACCUCAUAAAUAUUUAAAUCCAAGAUGUCAUCUCAAGGAAAGUUUACUAAAUUUAAUGCUAGCAAGUACACAAGACCAGGCCUUACUGAGGAUGAAGUUGAAGAAAUAAAAGAAGCUUUUGAUCUCUUCGACACUGAUGGGUCUGGAUCCAUCGACCCAAAAGAACUCAAAGCAGCUAUGCAGAGUUUGGGCUUUGAGGCUAAAAAUCAGACCAUUUUCCAGAUGAUUUCUGACCUAGACAAGAACAGAUCUGGAGCUAUUGACUUUGAAGAGUUCCUUGACAUGAUGACAGCCAGGAUGAGCGAUAAAGAUACCCGUGAAGAUAUCGGUAAAGUCUUCAGACUAUUUGAUGAGGACGGCACUGGGCUAAUCUCAAUUAAAAAUCUCAGAAGGGUUGCCAGAGAGCUAGGAGAAACCAUGACCGAAGAAGAACUCCUAGAGAUGAUCGAUAGGGCUGAUAGCAAUGGAGAUGGAGGUGUCUCACCAGAUGACUUCUACGCUAUUAUGACGAAGAAGACUUUUGCAUAA